CCGAAGGUCACACUGUCAGGGCGCCAAAUACAUUUUGGCGGAGUUUUGCGACUUUUCUGGUCACAUAUGAAGGACUGCCACAAGUGAUGGCUACUUACAACAUGAGAAGAAAAAGGAAACUGCAGCCCUCUCCUGAUAAAAAGAAGGCUGACAUCGCUUCUCCCAGGAAGAGACUAAGGACUAAAUCAGUUGAGCCAUCAACUCCCUCAUCUCCCAUCAAGAGUCCAUUCGCUGAUGCUGAUGCGGAUUCCCCAACGUUUGCUACCAAGUCUUUCUAUGGAUCCAGACGUAAGAUAGCAUCAAGUCCCUCUUCCUCAACAAGCAAUCCAGUUGUGGUGCUCAGCCCGUUGGCUGAAAGGAAACUGGCAAACAUCAGAGGUAAUACUAAAAGACUUCAAAAGAAAUGGAAAGAUGGCCAGACUAGUUCAGAAAAUGGCAGCCCAAGUUCCCAAGGCAGUGGCUACUCAAGAAGAUCCCUACGUAAUAAAGACCAAAAUGACAAGAAAAGUCAUGUUGUUAAAGGUAAUCUUGUUCAAGGUAAAGAAACUCCAGUCAAAGGACGAAAGAGGAAAAUUACAGUUACUAAGAAUGCUAAAGGUUCCCUGACGCCUUCCCUGAGGAAAAUUGAUCCAGAAGACUCUGAAAACACCCCUCUCAAACAGAAGAAAAUGAAUAAAACUUGUAAAAGUUCCGGAAAGAAGUUUUUCAGAACCAAAUCCCCAGCAAAUGCUGACAAAAUGGUUGGGAGUAUUGUUGUCAGGAAAGGAUUUAAUUUAAAAUUUGUCCCCAAAAGACUGAGUGGUAACCUGUGGGAAAAGUCGACCAAAUCCAAGAGUGCUAAAAAGGGAAAGAAAACCCCUCAGAGUAAAUACCCCAAACUGAAAAUGAAAGCCAGCAAAAGCUUGAAAGAAGAUGCUUUUCUUUGGGAGAGUGAGCCAAGCAGUGGGGAGAACACAGACAUUUCGACAUCUGGGAAAAGUAAGUCGAAGCCUUUUGUGAUGACUAAGAAAGUUUCAAGCUCACCAAGAACGAUUGAGAAGAAAGUUUUCGCAAGCCAUGUGAAGCUUCAAAACUGCAAGCAGACAAAAUCCCCGGCACAGAGCGAGGUAAUCAUGGACAAAGUUGUUAAAACCCCCACAAACAUUAACAGUGACAAACAAAGUGUGGUUAAGACGAGCAAACUCCGGAAGAGUUUUGUGGUUGUAAACAAAUGUGAUGUUGAGAUUGACGGAUCGCCUGGCUCCGUCGAUUCUUUCCUCGAGAGCUCCCCAACCAGUGUGUCGUUGAUCAGUGAACCAUUUGUCUCGAGGAAAACUGAAUCUUUGUCAGGAUCCCACGACUUGUUUGGUUUUGACAGUCUGAUGGGUGACGAUAUUGAGACGACACGACCACCUUCAGUAUACUCCGAUAAGUCUGCUACACCUACCAAAGAAAUCAGUUCCGAAGAGAAGAAAUUUUUCUCAAUCUUUGAUCCCAAGAAGAAAAUGCAAGAGCCUCAAUCAAAUUCCAGCUCACUGUCAACACGGAGAUCCCUACGGUCAUCCCCGAGAUCCUCGCCGGGCUUCAAAUUCACCAAGGAUACAGAUGGGAUGGAGCAAAUGAUUAUUGACGCUGGUCAGAAGAAGAUCGGAGCCAUCCAGUGCGAGACCUGCAACAUGCUGUACAACCAGGGCGAUCCCAGUGACGAGGCAGACCAUGCCAAGAUACACCUGACAUUCAUGAGUGCACUCAGCUUUCCUGGUUGGAAGAAAGAACGGGUUGUGCAGGAGUUUCCAGACGAUGGCGGAAGGAUUGUUGUUGUCCUGUCACAAGAUCCCAAGUAUGCAACAAAGAAGGUGGAGGAGAUCAACAGGGUGAUGAGCAUGGACCUUGGAUUCCCAGAACAGACAGUGUGGUACAAGCCACACCUCAAGGUGUUUCUGUAUGUCUCAGACGAGAAGGAAGUGCAAGGGUGUGUAGUGGCAGAGUCCAUAACAGAGGGUUACCGAGUUAUUCCCGAGAGCCAGGGAGGCGGGAGUCAGGUGAUCUCCCGUACUGGGCGGCCCUGGUGUUGUGAGACGGAGCCAGAACCCGCCCUGGUCGGAAUCAGCAGGCUGUGGGUGUGCAACAUGUACAGGCGUAAAGGGAUCGCCUCUCGACUUGUCGACACCGUCAGACAAGUAUUCGAACAUGGUGUCCUCAUUGAUAAAGACGAAGUUGCCUUCUCCGACCCCACAACUGAUGGUAAACAGUUCGCCACAAAAUACAGUGGCACACCAGCCUUCCUCGUAUACAAGUACAUGUAGUCAGUGAAGAGACUUGUUACUAUGGUUACAAAGGACCAGGAUCAUUUUCUUGUGUUACCAUGGUUAUGGAGAACCAGGAUCAUUUUCUUGUGUGAACAUGGUUAUGGAGGACCGGGAUCGUCAUCUUGUGUUACCAUGGUUAUUGAGGACCAGGAUGAUCAUCUUGUUACCAUGGUUAUGGAGAACCAGGAUCAUCAUUUUGUGUUACCAUGGUUAUUGAGGACCAGAAUCGUCAUCUUGUGUUACCAUGGUUAUGGAGGACCAGGAUCAUUUUCUUGUGUUACCACAGCUAUGGAGGACCCAGAUCAUAAUCUUGUGUUACCAUGGUUAUGGAGAACCAGGAUCAUCAUCUUGUGUUACCAUGGUUAUGGAGAACCAGGAUCAUCAUCUUGUGUUACCAUGGUUAUGGAGGACCAGGAUCAUCAUCUUGUGUUACUAUGGUUAUUGAGAACCAGGAUCAUCAUCUUGUGUUACCAUGGUUAUAGAGAACCAGGAUCGUCAUCUUGUGUUACCAUGGUUAUGGAGAACCAGGAUCGUCAUCUUGUGUUACCAUGGUUAUGGAGAACCAGGAUCAUCAUCUUGUGUUACCAUGGUUAUGGUGAACCAGGAUUGUCAUCUUGUGUUACCAUGGUUUUGAUGGACCGGGAACCACAUCUGGGGUUUCUGUGUAUCUAUUUUGAUUAUGUAUUCUUGUCAGUUAGACCUAAAGCAGAGACUGCAUGUCUCCAUUCGAAUAGGUUCAACGUAAUACUUUUGUACUGUGUAUACAUCUUGUGACAUUAAGUUUUUAGAAUAGUCAGCACGAAGGUUUUGUUAUUUAUCGUUUUGUAUUCAAAGAGCUGCAUUUUUACUGGGGCAGAUUUAAGAAAUAAACAUCUGACUGCCCUUGUGGUCCCUCCAGUGUUAAGAGAACUGUACCUCUGUAGCCAACAGAGCCACAAGUAAACAAUAUUCCUCCAGGCGCUGUUUGUCCAUUGAAAGCUAUUUAUGAUUUAUUAAUAGGUAUAUAAAUAAACUGAAAAAUGACUCUGAAAA
Messenger RNA from Haliotis rufescens (red abalone), 3320 nucleotides. Its product is annotated as N-acetyltransferase ESCO2-like. Gene Ontology annotation, biological process: mitotic sister chromatid cohesion. Gene Ontology annotation, molecular function: protein-lysine-acetyltransferase activity. The record is from RefSeq and is a predicted model, not a curated record. Gene Ontology annotation, cellular component: chromatin; nucleus. Bases 87 to 2285 code for a protein of 732 amino acids. NCBI's taxonomy places the organism in Eukaryota, Metazoa, Mollusca, Gastropoda, Lepetellida, Haliotidae. The transcript has 10 exons.